Aphis gossypii (cotton aphid) is the source of this 4466-nucleotide messenger RNA. Its product is annotated as alpha-protein kinase 1-like. The record is from RefSeq and is a predicted model, not a curated record. Gene Ontology annotation, cellular component: nucleus. Gene Ontology annotation, molecular function: RNA polymerase II cis-regulatory region sequence-specific DNA binding; DNA-binding transcription factor activity, RNA polymerase II-specific. The coding region runs from base 471 to 2333 and encodes 620 amino acids. The transcript has 3 exons. Lineage: Eukaryota; Metazoa; Arthropoda; Insecta; Hemiptera; Aphididae. Gene Ontology annotation, biological process: regulation of transcription by RNA polymerase II.
CCGUGGCCGUUACGGAGGAGGUAACCGGCGCGCAACCAGUAGUGUCUUAACCGCGGCGUAUUGUUAUACGCGGAUAUAGCUGGUGUGGGUACCGGCGAUAGUGCGCGAUAUACCGUCCACUACGUCUCCAGUUAGGCGCGUACCGCCCGGCCGCACGGUGUACCGUUAUAUUAUUAUUAUUGUCGUACCGACCGACCGCGUACAGCGACUAUAAUAUACGAUUAUAAUACAGUACUAUAACAACGAUAACGACUAAAAUAAUUAUCGUUGUAUAGCGUCGCCUCGUUCAGUUCUAUAGUGCCAUAUUGUCGGGUCGUCGUCGCGAUCGCGCGAGUUCCGUCCGCGUCGAUUUUUUUUAGCGUUGCGAGUUUUGGAUUUUGGAUUUUUUUUUUUUCUUUUACCUACGAGUUUCGCGCGCGCGCCCGCUACGGUGGUAUGCGCCGACACUGUCGCCACUGCAGGACGAAGUGAUGUUAUCGAUGAACAGACCUAUUAUCUAUCAGACGGCAAACAUGGGAAUGCACAACAACACGUGCGGCGGCGGUGCGGUCAACGGCGGCGUCGGCGGCGGCGGCGACAUGAUGUCGUACGCCACGCACACGCCGGCCGCGGCCGACGAUUAUUACGGCGGCGCCAGCGGACUGGUGGCCGACUACGAUCUUCCGCAAUGUCUGGGCGGCCGGCCGCCACUCGAACCGGCGUACGCGGCCGAGUGCUACUACGAGAAGAACGCGUCGGCGGCCGAUUACCGUUCGUAUUACGGCGGCGACGGUGCUUACGAUCAGCUGGCGGCCGACGUCGGCGGCGGCGGCGGCGGCGGUUACCAUGCCCAUCACCAACACCACCACCAUCACCACCAGCACCACCACCACCAACACGGCCAUCACAAUCACCAACACCCGUUGCAGUCGGCCGAAGCGGCCGUCAUCAUCACGUCGUCCGACGGUCUGAGCUACACAAACUUGGACUGUAACGGCAUCGCGGCCGCCGUACACGGACAAGAGUACGGCGCGUACUCGGACGACGGCGGUGGCGGCGGCGGCGGCGGCGGCGGCUACAAUAACGGUUACGGCGGCCAUCACCAUCGGGACGAGAACGGUGUCCGCAACGAGUCGUAUUGUGGUGGCGGCGGCGGUGCGUCCGUGGACAACGCCUUCUUCAACAUGCACCUGAACCACAACAACGAUCACUCGGCCGCCGGACGGCCGGCGGUGCAGCAGCCGCGGCCGCCGUCCGCGCAACCUCCGCCGGCACCGGUUCAGCCGUCCGCUCAGACUGCGGCCGCCGUGGCCGCGGUGCCGCUACAACUACAGGCGACGCCGACGUCCGGCGACGAUCGGUGUACGCGCGUCAUCAAACAGGAGGCGUCCUCCGGCGGUCAGUGUUACGGUGGCCGGGACGGCACGUCGCCGUACAGCGACGACGCGUCUGCGUACCGCGCCACGUUGAUCGCCGGCCAACCGCAGCAACACGUCCAACAACAGCAACAUCACCACCACAUUCAUCACCAGCAGCAACAGCAACAGCAGCAUCACCAGCACCACCAAACGCAGCAGCAGCAGCAGCAGCAGCAGCAGCAGCAACAACACUGUGGCCGGCAAAACAGCGGUGGCCAGCAGAAGCACGGUGCCGCCGCCGUCGCAGCCUCGUCGGCCGUCCAGACUGCCGUGCCCACUUACAAGUGGAUGCAAGUCAAACGAAAUGUUCCUAAACCGGCCGUGAUAAAAACCGAAUACCAUCACCAUCACCAUCAACACCAAAUGCAGGCGGCCAACCCGGCGGCGGUGGCGUUCGGCGGCACUCAGUCCAUGAUGUCGGCGGCCGGUCACCACCAAGGCCUGCAGAUGUCGGCGGCGGACUCGGCCCGCGUCGGCGGUGGACAGCAGCAACAACAGCAAUUGCAGAACAUGUUGAACCAGUCGUCGGUUUCCGUGACCCGUUCGCAGGCGAUCGGCGGCGGCGGCGGUAGUGGCGGUGCCGGUGGAGGCUGCGGCGGAAACAGCGCGGCCAUGAUGCUGAUGAACAACACCGGCCGGACCAACUUCACCAACAAGCAGCUCACCGAGCUGGAGAAGGAGUUCCACUUCAACCGGUACCUGACCCGGGCCCGGCGGAUCGAGAUCGCGUCCGCGCUGCAGCUUAACGAGACCCAGGUGAAGAUAUGGUUUCAGAACCGGCGGAUGAAACAGAAGAAACGGCAGCGGGAGGGAUUGCUGCCGGUGGCCCAGCAACAGCACCACCUGCAGCAGCAACAGCAACAGCAACAGGAGACCAUGCACCUGAGCGGCGCGAGCAGCACCAGCAACUCACCGACCGCGUCCGCGAACGCGUAAUGCCCUCCCCCCCCUUGAGCGCGCGAUCCAGUGACCCGCGAAUAUUAUAGUAUUAUGUACGCGCGUGACCCGGCGGCGCAAGUUAUACCUCCUUUACCCAUAUUAUAAUAUAAUAUAAUAUUAUACUCUAACAACCCUUUGACGAUCGUUUUUAAUUUUUUUUUUAACGUCACGCCGACGGAAUUUUAUCGUAAAAUUUGCUCGUCGAAGGGUUGACGACGGUAGAUCGAAUUGUGCGAACGACUGCGCUGUUGUGAUCCCGAUUGUGAAACGUACGCGAUCAUUAUUUAAUUAUUGAGUAGACAUCUAUCCUGCGUAGACGUCGUCGACCGACAUCGAUCACGUCCUUUGAUUAUUGUACCGUACAACGACUCUAACGCAGAAGGUACACGAUAGGUACGCAUAUUUUUAUCGAUCCGAUUCUGUGUCCCGUAUAUUAUAUUAGUGUCGUUACUGAUGGGUUUAAUCUGAUCACGAUUUAAAAUUGCCUGAAAUUUCUUGAAACGUAUAAUUAUGCAAUAAAAAUAAGCCUCGUAGUGAAACAGUUGUGUUUUAUAUGACUGGAUUUGAGCGGUAAAUCAAACACAUCACGAGGUAUACUAAUCAUUGUUAAAAAAAAAAUAAGUUAAACAACUAUUUUUGAACUACUAUCUAUUAAUAAAAGCGGAUUAAAAUUAAAAACAAAAUAUCUUCAAUUCCAAAACCUAAUACUGAUAUCGAUUCAAAAGUAUAUAUUAUUUUUUUAAAGUAUGCCAAACAGUCACAAAACUUAUGAAAACAUAACUAAAAUAUUAAAAAUAACCUAAAAUAUUUCUAUUGUGUUGCUAUAAUAUGUUAUACAUAUUUUUACCAACAGGCAUAUUAAUUGAGCUACACUUCGUGACACUUUAUAAAAACACACAAGAGUACUAGUAAAUUCGUUCACCGUAUAUAUUAUUCAUUAUAUCGAAUAAAUUGAAUGUAUAUAUUGUUAUGUAUAAUAUUAUGUGGUAUUAAUUAAAUUAUUUCAGUAUGGAAAAUAAUAAAUACAUUUAUCACUUUAAGAACCACAAUAACGAGAUUAGGUACUUGAAAAAAUUAUAAAAAUUUAAUUUUAAUAAUAACUAUUAUUGUAUAGUAUAUACCGUAUUAUAUCGUGUAAAAAUAAUAUAUUACCAUAUUUCACAAUCGGCCAUCAAAACGCGCUUUUUAACAACUAAUCUGUUAUUGUAUGAUGGCGGUCGCGUUUUCGUUUAGUUCCUAUAUUAUAAUAUUUGUAUUAUUAUUAUCAUUAUUAUUAUUAUUAUUAUUAUUAUUAUUAUUAUAUUUAUAUUACAUAAAUUAUAAUAUGACUUAUUACGUGUUUAAUUAUGUAUACAUAUAUAUUACAUAUGUAAAGACUGUACAGUACAGUAUAUACAAUUAUGCCUAUGACAUUGCACGUAUACCUAUCUGAACAAUUUUAAAUUUUAAUCCUAUAACACUUAGGGUUUUCAACCUAUGCGUCGAGGCUUCCAAGGCUCCGCUGCGGUUAUAGUCAAUAACCCGAAUCCGCGGUAAAUAAUGUAGAAUUGUUUAUUUUAUUAUUAUCACCGUUCGUAUGAUUAUUGUUUAAAUUACAUAUUAUUUUCAAAAAGGGCAAAAGGCGUGGACGCACAGAGAUUGAAAACCCCUGCCAUACACAAUAUCCUCCAGUACAGUUUUUAAUUUGCAUGAUAAAUUAUAAUAUAGUGCGUAUUCGUCAAAUGUUUAACCUACUCGUACGAUAAAUGGCAUAUUAUAGGUAAAAAUGCGUUUAUUAUAUUUAUUACUGUACCACAUGAUUUCGAAAUGCAUACUUCUUUUCUUAUUGGAUUUAUUGAGAUCGAAAUUGAAAAAUAUUAAUUAAUCGACAAUAUCGUGUACGGACAAAAUAUUUUUAAAAUAUGUUAACUCUAUACAUUCGUAGUGUGAAAGUAUCUAUUCAAAUAUCGUUUAAUAAUUAUAUUAAGUAUGUACAACGGGGUAUUAGAACACGAUUUCGAAUAAUAAUAAUGUGUAAUUCCGUUCGUGUUAUGAUUGAUAAAAUACCUAUAUUAUAUAUUAAAUGUGUUGUACUAUUUGUAGUGGACGAUAUGUAUAUUAUAAAAUAAAAAUAAAACAAACAAACCAUUA